Molecule: messenger RNA, 2040 nt
Organism: Trichomonas vaginalis G3
Lineage: Eukaryota; Parabasalia; Trichomonadida; Trichomonadidae
Exons: 1
Coding region: 1-2040 (679 amino acids)
Biological process (GO): nucleocytoplasmic transport; activation of GTPase activity
Cellular component (GO): cytosol; perinuclear region of cytoplasm; nucleus
Molecular function (GO): GTPase activator activity; small GTPase binding
Source: RefSeq, a predicted model, not a curated record
AUGAAUGAAAUCCUUGAAAAAGGAAUUUCUGAUUUAUACGCUGCUAAGCAAUCCGAUGUAGGUUCCAAAACAACUAAUGAUGAUUACAUUAAAUUUGUUAAUCAAAUACAAAGAGGAUUUAAAAACUUUACGCUUGAUCUUUCUAAGUUACAAGGUGGAUUAACAUUAUUAUCUCGUAUACCAAAAUUCCUUAGAACAUUUAAACAUCUUACAACUUUAAAUUUAUACGGAAAUUUAAUUCAUGAUGAAGGAUUAACAAGAGUAUUUAUUAUAUGUAUGAAUGCUCCCAUUAGACAUUUAGAUGUUGGCGCAAAUGAUCUUUCUGAUGGAUCAAUCCUCGUUAUUUCAGAUAUUAUUUCAAAAUCAAACGUUACAUCACUACAGCUUGGAGUAAAAGAUCAAUCAAAUUCACAAAAUUGGAUAACGCGAGAUGGUUUAUAUACGAUUCUUGAAGUCGUAAAAAGAACAGAUAAAUUAAAUUGUUUUGGAAUUGCUGGUAUAGCCGGUAUCAAACAGAAGAAGACCCAAAAAUUCAAAGACUUUCCAAAAUAUGUUUCGCAAUUGAUACUUUAUUGUAAAAAUUUAAUAACAUUAGAUAUCAGCAACAGUGGCUUUUAUCCAGCCGACCAGUACGAGCUCUGUAAAGGCCUUCGCGAAAAUAAAACACUUAGAAACUUAAAUAUUAGCGGAAAUCAGUUCCAACCAGCAGAAUCAAUUACACAAGCUAUUUGCCAAAACGACGGACUGUAUUCCCUCAAGAUGAGUUCAUGUGGAUUAUCAGAGGCUGCAUGCGAUAUACUUUCAUCAGCAUUUUCUAGCAAAUGGAGAUUAAUUCUUUUGGAUAUCAGUGGAAAUCCGAUUGGAUCAAGAGGAAUUUCAUUCCUUUUGGCAAUUCUUGCAAAGAACCAAUAUCUUAAAGAGCUGAAUAUAUCAAAUACUAAUUGCGAUGACUCUGUUGCUCCAAAAUUAGAAAGUUUGUUAGUUGAAAAUCAAAUUCUUGAAGAAAUUGAUCUUUCAAAGAACAGUUUUGGCAAUUCUGUCGCACAAGUACUAGGAAGAACCCUCUCCGAUAACUCUGUUCUCAAAAAAUUAAAUCUUGCAACAACAAGAAUGAACGAUAACUCAUUAAUUCAAAUUGCACAAGCUUUAACUAGUAACUCAGAACUUAGAAGUAUUAAUUUGGCUGAUAAUUUCUUUACAAAAGGAGUUGAAUACGAUUUUCUUGAAUUAAUUCAAGAUAAUUGGUCACUUCAUUACAUUGAUGUUUCUGCAAACCAGAUCGAUUGCUUUGCUUUAGAAGGACUGAAUAAAAUCUGUUACAGAAAUCGAAAUCUUAAAAAUGAGACAAAAAUCCAUGACCUUAGAAAAGAUUAUAUUAGACUUUCUAUUCAAACAGCUAAAAUUCCAGCAAGACAGACUAAGUUGGACUCGAUUAAAUCAGAAAGUCAACAAAUGAAAGAUGAACUUGAAAAUCUCACAGAAAAGUUGGAAUCUCUGAAGUCAAACUCGAAGUCUCGUCUUCAGGAUCUUGCAAAGGCAAUCGAAGAAGUCGAAAAAAUGUCAGAACAACAAAUUGAAAGUAUUGAAUCAACUGAUAAAGCAGAAGAAGAGCUCGAAGCGAAGCAUAAAAAGGAAUGUGAUAUAUUACAAACAGAUAUCAAUGCUCAAAAAGAAAAAUUUGAAGCAGCAGAUAAAGUUGCAAAUUCCAACGAAGAAAAAAUUGCUAAAAUUAAGCAAGAUAACGAGACUGAGGUUAAUGCUCUUGAAGAAGAAUAUCUGAAGGUUGAAGAGAUGAUUAAUGAGAUAAAAGAAGCUAUGAAUAACAAAGAUGAGUUCCAGUAUUAUGAAAUCCCUGAAUUUCCUUACGAUAAGAAGCCAACGACUUAUUUAGAUAUUCCUGUCCAACCCACACCUCCAGAUCAGAUAAUGUCUGGAAAACCUCCUGAAAAAUCUAACAGAUCAUCCAAAUCAUCAAGGAGAUCACAGAAGUCAGUUAAUAGUCCAAAGAUAAUUAAGCCGGAUAAGGGUUUAAAUAAAUAA